Molecule: messenger RNA, 2205 nt
Organism: Iphiclides podalirius (scarce swallowtail)
Lineage: Eukaryota; Metazoa; Arthropoda; Insecta; Lepidoptera; Papilionidae
Source: the annotation of a GenBank genome assembly
AUGGCUGUUAAGCGCCCCUUCUACAUCAUUACCCGUUCAGGAGUCGAUGACACACACAAGUUCCUCGGAAAUGAAACUCACACGGACUACUUCAGACUGUUGCUGAGAGACGGAAACUAUUUGUUGGUUGGCAGCAGAAAUGUGGUGUAUAACCUCAGUCUCACAGACCUGACAGAACAGCGGCGGCUGGUGUGGUACUCGCCGGCCAGCGACGUCCAGAUGUGCGUCGUCAAAGGGAAAGAUGAGGAGAGCUGCGAAAACUACAUCCGCGUGCUGGUCUCUCUCGGCCCCGGUCGGCUGCUGGUCUGCGGCACCAACAGCUUCAAGCCCUUCUGCAGGGAGUAUAGCGUGCAGCGCGACUCCUACCACAUGGAGAGGGAGAAGUCCGGCCAAGCGGUCUGCCCCUACGACCCGGAGCACAACUCGACUGCGGUUUACGCGGAUGGUGAACUGUAUUCGGGUACGGUGGCCGAUUUCAGUGGCAUGGAGCCAAUCAUCUACAGAGAGCCACUGCAGACUGAACCCUAUGAUUCUAUGACGCUGAACGCUCCGGACUUCGUGAAUUCCUUAGUGCACGGGAACUUUGUGUACUUCUUCUUUCGGGAAACGGCGGUGGAAUAUAUCAAUUGCGGAAAGGCUGUCUUCUCCAGAGUGGCCAGGGUGUGUCGUGACGAUCGCGGCGGCCCGCACCGCUUCAAGCAACGAUGGACCUCCUUCCUCAAGUCGCGCCUCAACUGCUCUGUGGCCGGCGAUUUUCCCUUUUACUUCAACGAAAUACAAUCGACCACCGAGCUGAUAGAGGGCGUGUACGGUGGUCUCAACGCCCAGCUCAUAUACGGAACCUUCACGACGCCCCCGAACAGCAUAUCGGGGAGCGCCGUGUGCGCUUUCAGCAUGCAGGACAUCGCUGACACAUUCGAAGGCACCUUCAAGGAACAGAGCGAAAUCAACUCCAACUGGCUGCCCGUUAAUAGCGCUAAGGUGCCGGAGCCUCGUCCAGGCACGUGCCACAACGACUCCAGGCUGCUGCCGGACCAAACGCUCAACUUCAUAAAAACGCACGCGCUCAUGGACGAGUCCGUGCCCACGUUCUUCGGCGAGCCAAUCGUGAUAAGGACGAGUUUCCACUACCGUUUUACACAAAUAGCCGUGGACCCCCAAGUCAAAACGCCCGGAGGGAAAGCUUACGAUGUUUUAUUCAUCGGCACCGACAACGGCAAGAUCAUCAAGGCGAUAAACGCCGUGUCAUACGACUCGAACAAGCGGGCGGUGCCCGUGGUGAUAGAGGAGCUGCAGGCGUUCUCGGCCGGCUCGCCGGUGCGCGCGCUUAGGGUGGCGCGCGCGGGCAGGGACGCGGCGAGGCUCAUCGCCGUCUCAGACAGGGAGGUGCUCAGCCUGAGGCUGCACCGGUGCUCCAGCGACAAGAUCAGCUCGUGCUCUGAAUGCGUAGCGCUCCAAGACCCGUACUGCGCGUGGGACAAGCAGGCCGGUCGGUGCCGCGCCUACUCGCACGGCGUCAGCCGAUGGCUGGACGAGAACUCCUUCUACCAGAGCGUCAGCACCGGCAGCCACGCGGCCUGCCCCCACAGUAAAGACGCUGGUGCAGUUGGCGGUCUCAGUUCCGGACUCUAUGAUGAUGCGCGCGGUGAAAAUAAGGGCGAAGUCAUAAACAUCGUUCAGGAAAAAGACGGCAAAGGAAGCAAUAACAACAAUGAAGGACCAGAAGUGUUGGCCGCUGACCCCCCGCCGGCGGCGUACUCAGUAGAGACGCUGGCUUUGGCCGUGGCGGCGGGGGCUCUGGCCGCGCUGGGCGCCGGCUUCGCAGCGGGCUACGUCUGCGGCAGACGCUGCAAGAAGGACGAGGACGACAACAUGCCGUACCCCGACACAGAAUACGAAUACUUCGAGCAGAGGCAGAACAUCAACAGGAUUCAGGCAGAGCCAAAACUGCUCCAGCAAGUUGAAGAGGUGACCUACGCGGAACCGGUGCUAGCGCCGCAGCCGAAGCCCGCAUCGCCCAGGGCCACCCUCCGCAAACACCCACCGUACCACCCCCACCACGAGACCCUGUUCCAGUUCCAGCCGGACGCCUACCGGCGCGACAACUUCGGAACACUCCGCUCCCACCAGGUCAAUGGCGACGGCUACCGGCGCGGCAACGACAACGGCUUCUCGACCACGCGCUCAGUGAAGAAGGUGUACCUC